AUGUUGGCGCCAUAUUCGAAGAUGCUGCUGCAUCACCUACCGAGCCCAACCUUCGUUGGUUCACUCUAUAUUCUCAACUCUGCUCCCGUGGAAGGGUCAAACCUCGUAGCUGUUGGUCAUAAGCUCUACGCUAUCAACAAAGAAGAAGAUGAUCCUUCCUCCUGUUCUUCUAACGUCUUCUUCCUCGACUGUCGAACGCACAAGUGGGUCGAAACUCCAAGCUUGCGGCUUGCUCACACCGUUCCAGAAAUGAUGUAUUUAGCAGGGAGCUACGAGAAUCCAGAUUCCUUGAAUUGUGUUCAAGUGUUCAACGUAAAGACGCAAACUUGGAAGCCCGUGCCAAGUGAUAAGAAGAUAUUCAGAGCCAGAAAUUACCAAGGACAUGUUUACAAGAGCCUUGAUGUGGCGUUUGGUAGGUGGGGUUUGGUUGUAAAGGUAAAAGAUGCUACAGCGGAUCUGGUAGGGUCUGCUACUACUUGUUUUAUCGACAAAAUAUUCUAUCGUUAUGAAUCCAACGGAGUGUUACUUUGGGCCAACAGCGCAGCAGAUGGUUGGAAGAAAGUAAAAGGUUUGGAAGGACUGCCUAAGUUUGCCCGUAAUAGUAAUGUUAAUUUGGUUCAUUAUGGUGGUAAGAUGUUGGUGUUUUGGGAUAAGUAUGUGCCUGCUCGUGGUGGGUAUAAGGAGAAGAUGAUUUGGUGUGCUGAGAUUUCUCUGGAAAUGCGCAGCACUGAAGAGGUUUGGGGAAAGGUCGAGUGGUUCGAUGCUGUGCUCACAGUACCCAAGUCUUACAAAUUCGUGUAUGCUAGUACUGCUACGGUAUGA
Molecule: messenger RNA, 822 nt
Organism: Eruca vesicaria subsp. sativa (arugula)
Lineage: Eukaryota; Viridiplantae; Streptophyta; Magnoliopsida; Brassicales; Brassicaceae
Source: the annotation of a GenBank genome assembly